Molecule: messenger RNA, 2096 nt
Organism: Chlamydomonas reinhardtii
Lineage: Eukaryota; Viridiplantae; Chlorophyta; Chlorophyceae; Chlamydomonadales; Chlamydomonadaceae
Exons: 7
Coding region: 89-1648 (519 amino acids)
Cellular component (GO): extrinsic component of mitochondrial inner membrane
Source: RefSeq, a predicted model, not a curated record
CUCAGAUCGGUCGCGAGGUCGACGAGGGAACAAUUUCUUGGUUGCCCCACCGAAACACCCAUACGUGUUUUCAGUAAUCCGCACAAAGAUGGCAAAGACUAAUAAGAGACGUGCUAGCUUGCAAGAGCUACCAGGCAAGACUGGCUCGGCCGCCGCGUGCGCUGGGUGCCACCCACUUCUCGCCCUGGUCGCCGAGGGAAAGCAUGAGCUGAGCGGCGAGGGUGAAGAUCGUGUGGAGCAGGAGCCUGAGCGGGCCCCGGGCAUUGACUGCUGCGCGGUCUGCGCCGGCGACUGCGCCACCGAGGUGCUGUGCGCCGGCUGCGCCACAGUGGUCUACUGCAGCGAGCAGCACCGCGACGAGGACGCGUCCAACCACGGCCAGGUGUGCGACACGCUGCGCCUCAUGCGCGCCGCGGAGGCGCUGCCCGCCCUUAACGGCGACAUCGACGGCAAGGCGGAGCUGCAGCAGGAGAGCGCCACCGACCAGCCAUCUGCGUACCAGGGCACUGCGGACGGCUUUCGGGUGCCUGCGGCCGCGGCUGGCGCAGCCACAGCCGGUGGCGAGGCGGCGGAGGGGGCUGUAGCACCGGAGGGCUGGGCGGCGGUGAUGCCGGCAAAGUUCCAGGCGGUGUUCGGCGGCGUGGCCGGGGAGGUGGCGGAGGAGGGCGCGGCGGCGGCGGCAGACGGCGCGGAGGAGAAGGCGGAGCACCCACGCAAGAAGGCGCGGAAGGCCCCAACGGACGGAGCGGCGGGCGCACACACUGCCAAGGCCAGUGCGGCCGCCAAGGCGGACUCGGCGGAUGCGCAGCUGCUGCUGGCGGCGCAGCUGGCCGACCGCACCGCCGAGCUCACCUACGUGUACACGGCGGCGCAGGCGCUGCUGGCGGGCCCGGCGGCCAAGGUGGCGGCGGCGGCGGGCCGGUCGGGCCGCGCGCUGCAGCUGGUGGUGCUGGGGGCGGCGGAGGAUGCGGAGCUGGCAGACCUGGCCGCGUGGCAGGUGGUGGCGGCGGCGCUGGAUACGGACGUGCGGAUAGUGUUCGUGGGGCCGCAGGUACCGGAGCGGCUGGCGGGCAUGGGCGCGCAGUACGGCCGCGUGGCUAUGCGCUUCGUGCAGGCCACGUACGACGAGAUGUCUGGCGGCCGGGUGGCGGGCGUGGAUCCUAGCUCCCUGGACUCGGCGGCCACCGUGUUCCUGGCCUUCAACCCCGGUUUCACAUGCCCCGACUACGACUGGAGCGCCACACUGGACGCCAUCGCCGCCAGGUCCGCCGGAGGCCGCGGCGGCGCGGGCGCCGGCGCGGUGCUGGUUGUGGCGACCAACACUCGCGUGGAGGCGCUGAUGGACUGCGAGCUGCUGCUGGAGCGCGGCUGGCGGCCGGCGGGCGGCGCCGAGCACAAUCCCUACACCAGCCUGCAGGCGCGGCAGAGCGGCACGCUCGCUAACGACCUGUACCGCAAGAAUGCCUGGCUGGUGGCGUACCAACACGUGGGGCAGCAGGAGGAGGCUGAGGAGGGCGGCCGCGACGGGCGGCGGCGCCGCCGGCGCGCGGCGCGCAGUGGUGGCCCUCGUGGCGCUGCGGGGCGUGUGGCUCGGGCGCUGCUGGACACGCUGAAGAAGCCGUUCAAGGGGCUCAUGCGGAGGCGCUAGGCGGGUGCGGGUGCGGGGUGGGACGGUUCGUGGUGGGGAUCAGUUGGAACGACAAGCUGACGGGUGCAACGGAAGGAGUUUGAGCAUGCGAUACGCGUGGGCCUGUGUGGGAAAUUUGCUGUCUGCGGCAGGAUCUGGCGGGCGGUGGAGUUUAUGUGACGGUGUGCGGUAACGGACUCUGGCGGCUCGCAUCUACUGUGCACACCAGGGCGGGCCUGGCACUGCCAAGGAAAUAGGGCACCGUAAGCAGAGUCCAGGCGACCAGGCGUGCGAGGCAGGAACUCAGGAGGCAGAGGUGUAGCAGGAAACGCCGUAAAAGGACUUGAUGACAAGCCGGGCUUCCCUGUGUAUGGACUAACGCGCCGUCAGGCCUUCCUCCCACAAGUGGCUUGGACGUACGUUGCAUAGUGUUGACUGUUGACGCAGUCACGUGUAAGCGGCUAAACGC